Molecule: messenger RNA, 1224 nt
Organism: Brassica rapa (field mustard)
Lineage: Eukaryota; Viridiplantae; Streptophyta; Magnoliopsida; Brassicales; Brassicaceae
Source: RefSeq, a predicted model, not a curated record
AUGAGAGACUGUCUAGAAGCAAAACACCAGAAAAAAGCAUUACUUGCGGAGCAAAGAGCCUUGCAACAAACCGCAGAUGAUACAAUCAAUAAGGAGGACAGAAUGCAACCUACACGUAGUUAUGCGGGAGGCCCCCGUAGGCACUCUCCUCGAAGAGAAGACCGGUACAGACCCUAUGCCAGGAAUGACCAACCCCGCAGAGCUAAUUACCCCAACUCCAGAGCUGCUGACAGGCAGAACUCUCGGAACGAGAAACAAACCAGAGACGAUUUACCUGUGGAAAGGCGUGAUCAGUCCCAUUACCGCAGAAGGGAUGAUCGUAGCCCCUCUCGCAGAAGCGUACCUCCUCGCAAUGUGCAUGAAACUUAUAGUGGGGCGUCCCACACAGCUAUUCCAUAUGGGGGAAAAAGUCGAUCUGGAAAUCCUGCCUGUGAAGGAAUGGAGCUUCCUCCGUCUCCUCCUCGAGCUGCUCUCUCUCUUGAGCAGCAUAAUCCACACCGAUCUUGGUCCCGUGAAAGGAGAUCGAAUUGUAUACCUCAGCUUGACCUGGAUACGGCCAGAGGAGAGGUUAAUGAAGUCAUGCGCCAGUACUCUAGUUGUGUGGACCCUUCGGAAAGUGCAGCUCGAAAGGAAAGAAUCAUGAUAGCGGAGGCCCAAGGAAGGCUCGAAGAAUCUGCUGCUCUCAUGGUUAGAGCAUCUCGAGCACGCCUGGAAAAUGCUACGACUCCUACAAUACAUAGCCCGCCCAGUAGAGAGACGCCGGAGCGCAUUCCUAUCUCUGAUAGGUUGGGUCAUAUGCCUUCUAUACAAACUGUUAACACAUCUACGUGUGUCCCUAUUAUGGCCAGGCUUGGCCCCCUGCUAGAUGAGGUCAAUAUAAGUGAUACUGAGCUCACUGAAACCUUACCUCAAGUGAUGAAAAGGAAACCAGGCCGACCUCCAGGGAGGAAGCAAGUUAAUGCGAGUCCAGCACAAGGGACCACUUCGAAGAAAAGACAGGUGCUCCAAGCAAAACCCCCUCUCAACAGGAGGAAAGCCUCGGUGGAGCAAACAAAGGCUAGCAAAACCACCAAAGGGAAGAGGAAGAGUAAGAACCCGUCUAAAGAUGGAACCCCGAGGGAGGCGGAAGGCACAUCAUCAGAGAACCUGCCCAUCGUUAAUAUGAUACCGCCAGCGGCUCGUCGCAGGAUGGAUUUUCGGGUCCAUCCCAAACCCGGUCCUUAG